Messenger RNA from Symbiodinium sp. CCMP2592, 3585 nucleotides. NCBI's taxonomy places the organism in Eukaryota, Dinophyceae, Suessiales, Symbiodiniaceae. The record is from the annotation of a GenBank genome assembly.
AUGUCGCUGACAACAUGGUGUCCAGGAUUCACCGUGAGCAGUGGCUCGCACGAAGAGGAUGAGAGCUCCACGGAUUUACUACAGCAAUGCAGGGCCAUGCAUCAGGAUCUAAUCAAGCUGGCGAUGGACGAGCAGGCUCUUUUGUUCAAGCUGUCCACAGAGGUGCAGCGGGCGAAAGAACAACCGGAGGCCAUCCAGAUCGACAUUGAGAAUGGCUCUGACAGUGUGCACGACUACCGCAUGUCGGUGGAGGAAUCUCAUGUUCUGUCUGAUUCGGCAGCUGAGAUUCCUGUGGUUGCAGUGAUUCAUGAGACAGGGGAGCGACGGCUGCUACGGUUUGGCAGCCGCCAGAGCAAAAGCUCUGAUGCAAUUUCUGAUCCUUUCGAUGCCAAGCGAUCGAUGACCUCCGCUUCUCUCUCGUCGGACAAAGUCUCAACCAAGAAGUCGCGAGCAGGCUUGGCCGGCGUGGCAGGCUUGGACCUUCCAUCCCAGCAGCAGAAAGGAGUUCACAAAGUUCCUUCCGACAACAGUCGUCCCUGCUACUCGAUCAACGGCAUUCGAGAUCGGGAGAAUCCAUAUCUACAGACUAGUGUUCUCAACAUACUCAGGUCGAACUUUUCAUCAUCUGCAGACGAGUACCGAUGUUGGUGCUCCGGCCAGUUGGCUAGGACUGUGCUGUCGUUGACAGGCUUUUUGGAGAAUUGCUGCUCCCUGGAAGAGCCAGAGCGUCGUGGACGUCUGGCACGCUUUGUGAACAGCACCCUCUUCAGCGUGUCUGCUGCAAGUGUGAUCCUGUUGAAUGCGGCCUUCAUCUUGUACACCACAGAUCUCGAGAUGCGCAACAUUGAUCAGCCGCUCAACACCGAUAGCAAUGUCUACUUAAUCGAGCUGGUGCUUGCAUCCUUCUACGUGGUUGAGCUUCUCCUGAAGUUGAUGGUCCACAAGAUCUAUUUCUUCUGGAACGGUGAGAUGGCAUGGAACUGGUUCGACUUCUUCCUCGUAGUCUUCUCAAUUAUUGAAAACCUUCUUGUCUAUGAUCUACUACCAAUUGCAGCUGCGGCCGCGUCAACGGAUGGUUCGGGCUCCGCAGAUGGAAGUUCGUCGUCUAGUGUGAACUUGGGCUUUUUGCGCUUAAUUCGUCUGUGCAAAAUUGUGAAGAUUCUGCGUGUCUUUCGGACGCUGAAGUUCUUCAGCGAGCUACGUCUGAUGUUGGACUGUGUGCUGGGCUCCCUCAUCAAUGCCAUGUGGUGUGUGAUUAUGCUGGUCUUUGUGAUGUAUGUCUUCGGGCUCCUGCUGCAGCAGGGGAUUGUGCAGUACCUAAUGGAACAGCGCACAACUAUGUCACCAGAGGCGGAAGAGUAUGUCUUUACGUACUUUCGCAGUGUUUUCCGCACGGUCGUCACUCUGUUCCAGUCGUCAACAUCUGGAGUGGAUUGGAAUGAGCCCUACAAGGCUUUGGAGUUUACAGGGGAUGUCAUGCCAGCAGCAUUCUUAGUCUACAUUGCUUUUGUCUUCAUUUCGGUGUGGAACAUCGUGACUAGCACCUUCGUGGAAAAAGCUUUGAAGCUGGCGCAGCCAGAUGUGGACAUGCUCAUUCUGGAGCAGCAGUUGCAAGACUUCGAGGAUUGUAAAAUGCUUGCCAGGCUUUUCAAAAGCAUGCGCCCGACGGACGACGAUGGCAACGAGCGCAUCGGAAUGGAAGAGUUCCGUCAGUUGGUCGAGACCUUCGAGUUCCGCUCAUACCUCCAAACCCGUGGCAUCGACAUCAAGAAUGCGGAGACUUUCUUUAGGAUGCUCGUGGAGUUGCAGGGAGAGCCAAUGAUAGACGCUACAACUUUUGCCAAUGCGUGUGUCCGCAUGAAAGGAGCAGCUACUAGCAUCGACUUGCAGACGGUGAUGUUCACUACCCAUCUCAUGAACCAGGAGCAGCGAAGGUUUUUCCAAUCAAUGUACAACCGCUUGACGACGAUUGAGACAAUUCUACAUGAUGAACACCCUGGAAGUCAGCACGGAGAAGACUCAAUUCCAGGUCCUUUUCUGACGCAAAGCCUAGAUGAACGAACUGUUACUUUCCUGAGCUCUGAUGGUGAUGGGCAAGAGGUACGAGAAGCGCUUCCGGUUCGUUCCAGCAUCCGGCUGCAGGAUGGAGUGUUGCUGGAGCACUCGCUUCACACUAGGCUUUUGCUGGCCACCCUGGCGUGGGCACUUAGCCCCACAAGGUACCCAGAGAGCGUAGGCCGGUCAGCGCCAUUCGUUCGGGAUCUUCUGUCGUCGUCCUUGGCCGGGGACGGGGUCAAGCUUCUGGUGUGCUGUGUGAGCACCGACGCCUGGGAAGAGACGAGUUGGACUUCCGGGGUUCUUUCCCAGGGGGAUAUUUGGGGCAAUGCGAAUUUCAUAGACGUUGUUCGACAACUGUGGAACCAGUACCUGGUCUCCGCCGACUGUCCUUGGGUGGGCACACCGUUUACGCGACCUCACCUGGCCGACUUGCUGGCUUUUGCGGUGCAGACGCAAGCACGUGGACCGUACUUCAACCGAGUCGCUCUCACCGUUUUCAAUCUCGUGGCGCAGCUCCAGCACGUCAUUGACAGCAGGAUCAUGAACAUUGCUGGGGCGAAGGAUUCGCAUCCUAGGCUCAACACGACAACUUCAAAGACAACUUGUGCAGAGAGACACGCGGCAACACGAAAGGUUCGCAGCAACGAGGUGCAGCUGCUGCGCCAAGCCCUGAACGAGAAGAAGAUGAAGCACUUGCAGCAGGUGGCAACAGAAGAAAUGGUUGCUUAUGGGCUGCGAACCCGACGGGAGUUUGAGAACCAGAACAUCUUCUGGGUCUACUUGGAUGGCUCCAAUGUCGGCAAGGUGCCGACCGAGCUCUUUGUGCAUUUCUGUCCUUGGAAGAACUUGGCAGCAAUGGGGAGACCCUUGGCAGUGAGCAAGCGCUGUGUGGAUGCGAAGGCCGAGAUGAACAAACUGGAUGGCUCCGACCUUGAGGGAACCAGUGUACGGAAAACUGUCAAGAACAUGGCUUCAGUGUUGGCAAUGAUCAGAGCGAUAAAUCAAAGCAAUAUCAAUGUCUUGGGGCGUGACCUCGGCAUGUUCGUCCCGGCUCGCAAAUGCCGACUGGAGGGCGGCAAGGACUUCCACCUGGAGCCAGAGGCUGUGAAAGAGCGACCGGUACUCAAGGGAAUUGGGGAUAGAGAGCAAUCUGGGCAAAAGGCAUGGUUGCUGCUUUCCUUGAAACUUCGCUGUUUUUUUCGCCCUGACGAUCUUCAUAGCUUGUGGAACGACACGAGGAAUGCAUUGGUCAGAGCUGGCCUAGGAGUCGCCAUGCUCAAGGCGACGUUGCUGGCUAACUUUAGCCACGGGCCGUAUCGUGGGGGCGCCAACUUGUUCGACAAGCAAGUCACCUGCGAGAAGCUCAUGGCACGCCACGAGCAUGAUCCAGAUUUCUGGGCGGAGCUGGCCGAGGACAUCAGCUACGACCGUGGCUGUCAGCUUUCUGCAGACGAGGUGCCAUCCACGAUGGAAGAAUUUGCACGGGAGCGUGAGGUCUCCACCCGAAUGCCCUAUGCCCGGCUCUGA